AUGUUAUUGAGAUUUCUUUUCGCUGCGAGUUUACUCCAACUCGCCGCUGCUUCAAACGACUGUCUCAAUGAACCCGUGCCUAUCACUAAUGCCCCAAAAACCAACGUCUGGGCAGGAAUCAGUGCUGAGGACAAUUUUGCUGUCUGGGAACUUCUUCAUGACCCUACGAUUGGCCUCAACCUGACAUCCCCCGGCAACGCAACUAUCACCGAUAAUUAUGUCUUCUGGAUUGAUGCGAUGCCGACGAAUAAAUCCGCAGUGCUUGCUUACCUCGACAGCGAUAACCCUCCGCCGCUGAAGUACGCCCGGGUUAUCAUUUUUGAAGGUGGAAGGGAAAACCCUAGGUCUCAAGAAUACAUGGUUGGCCCCCUUCCUGUAUCUCCUGCGACCAUUGUCAAACCUCUUGAUUACAUUUACAAUGGGGAUAUGGGUGGAUCUGUGCCUUUCAAUGCCCGCAGCUUCGACGAUGUACGUGAAAUGGCCGUGGAGCCACUGGUUGCAUCUAUUAUGUCUAGCAUUGCCCACAUAACGUCGGUGCUAUUCCAGGGGGGCGUGUAUUAUGGCAAGGAGGAUAACAGAACGACGCUAAAAUUUUCUUAUACCAAUCCUGUUUCUUUUGAUGGAGAGCAGACAUUUCUCAACAUUAUGUUUAGAUUUCCAGCAAACGCUUUCCUGACUCCACUGGACUUCUUUCUCCUCAUUGACUGUACUGGAACAGACCCUUCUACCUACUCCGUAAAAGGUUUUGUAACAAAGGAGCGGUUCUUUCCUACCGUUGAAGAGCUGGCGAUGGCGUUUGCGGCUGAUGAGCUGGACCAGGAGUUUAACCAGACCACAAACGGUUCCUGGGCUUUACUGGAUCGUAAGACUGAGAUGGGCACUCGUGAACUGGAUGAGAAGUUCUCCGCGACUCUCUUGGAGCUUGGCGGGAAGAGAUAUAAGUUGGACAAAGACCAACGGUUCGUGGAAUAUAUGGGUUGGUCUUUCUACAUGGCACACAGUCGCACUCUCGGCCUCAUGUUCUUUGAUAUCAAGUUCAAGGGUGAACGCAUUCUCUAUGAGUUAUCGCUUCAAGAAGCUCUAGCUCAGUAUGGAGGAAACCAACCCUUGGCAGCGAGCUCAGCCUUUCAAGAUACUCACUACAGUCUAGGAGCCAGGAUGGGAGUCCUGCUUGAAGGGUUUGAUUGUCCAUAUGGAUCCACCUUUUUGAACUUGACUUACCACGAGGGCAACCACACCAUAAUCAGCCCAGAUUCCAUCUGCAUUUUUGAAACUGACAUAGGAUUUCCCGUUUCCCGGCAUCUCUCUAGAGUUGAAGAGUCUCGGUGGGGAUACACAAGCCUGGGUGUAGUCAAGGGCAAUGCACUCGUAAUACGCGCAGUGGCUACGGUUGACAAUUAUGACUACAUGUUUGAUUAUACAUUCCACGUCGAUGGGACGCUCGGAAUCUCAGUCCGUGCUAGUGGCUACAUCCAAUCUAGCCCCUAUUAUAAGUCGCAGAGGCAAUGGGGCCCUCGCAUUCAGAAAGCUACCCAAGGAUCGCUCCAUAGCCACAUCCUGACAUGGAAAGCGGACUUUGACAUCGUUGAUUCCUCCAACUCCUUCCGGAUCGACAAAUUGGUGGCCACACAGCAAUCGCAGCCCUGGUUCCCUGAGCUCGACGAUUUUGAGCAAAUUGAGGUUCAAAGCAACUUCUUGAAAAAGGAAGAACGACUGAACUACGAACCAAAUAGCCAGGCCAUGUACUGCGUGGUGAAUAAAGGAAAGAAGAAUGCUUGGGGCGAAACCCGGGCUUAUCGGAUCGUUCCUGGUCGCUCCAAUGUCCACCUCCCAAUCUUCAAUUCCCCAUUCUCCUUAAAGAAUUCUGAAUUUGCCAAACAGCAUCUCGCCGUCACUCGCCAACAUGACCAUGAGCCCUUUGCAAACUCCGUCCAAAAUACCAACUUGCCCUGGAAGCCGCAACAGGAUUUCAGCAAAUUUUUCAAUGAAGAAUCUCUAGACCAGGAAGAUCUGGUCGUAUGGGUAAAUAUGGGCAUGCACCAUUUUACCCGCUCUGAGGAUGUUCCUGUGACGUUGUAUAGCGAGUCGCAUGCAAGCAUGGCUUUCUCACCACACAAUUUCUUCGACCGGGCACAGGAUAGCGACUUAAUGAAUCGGCGCUGGGUUGUAGUAGAUCAGGAAAGUCAGGAGCUAGAUUUCGAAGAUUAUGGUGUGAAGCUUCCCCAGUGUAAGAUUCGGAUUGAAGAACCAGUUCUAGGCCUCAAUCCAAUACUAGAAGCCUAA
Messenger RNA from Histoplasma capsulatum G186AR, 2283 nucleotides. Its product is annotated as lysyl oxidase. Gene Ontology annotation, molecular function: quinone binding; copper ion binding; primary methylamine oxidase activity. Gene Ontology annotation, cellular component: plasma membrane. The record is from RefSeq and is a predicted model, not a curated record. Lineage: Eukaryota; Fungi; Ascomycota; Eurotiomycetes; Onygenales; Ajellomycetaceae. Bases 1 to 2283 code for a protein of 760 amino acids. Gene Ontology annotation, biological process: amine metabolic process. The transcript has 2 exons.